Striga asiatica is the source of this 1994-nucleotide messenger RNA. The record is from the annotation of a GenBank genome assembly. NCBI's taxonomy places the organism in Eukaryota, Viridiplantae, Streptophyta, Magnoliopsida, Lamiales, Orobanchaceae.
AUGGCCGCCGCCGCCACAGCUAUGGCUGUCGAUGCCAAAUCCUUCUCAUCAGAACCUCCACCAACCCGCCACAAGCUUGAAAACGACCCGUCCUCCCCCGACGACGAUCUCUACUCCUGCUUCAAAUCGCUCCAGCGCCAGAACGAGUUCACCGAAAUACAGGACGAGUACGUCAAGGACGAGGUGAAGAACCUCCGCCGCGAGCUCCUGCGGUCACAGGAGGAGGUGACGAGGAUCCAGUCGGUUCCGCUGGUCAUCGGUCAGUUCAUGGAGAUGAUAGACCAGAACAACGCCAUCGUCGGGUCCACCACCGGGUCGAAUUACUACGUUCGGAUCCUGAGCACAAUCAACCGCGAGCUCCUCAAGCCAUCCGCCUCCGUUGCGCUUCGCCCUUUUGUUAAUUGUUCUUUUGUCUCGGGAAUUGCGGAGCUUGGCUUUGAUUUGGAUAUUGGAGGAUGUGAUAUUCAAAAGCAAGAAAUACGGGAAGCUGUAGAAUUGCCCUUAACUCAUCAUGAGCUGUAUCAACAGAUUGGCAUCGAUCCUCCUCGCGGUGUCUUGCUCUAUGGUCCACCUGGCACUGGAAAAACCAUGCUUGCAAAAGCCGUUGCUCAUCACACUACUGCAUCCUUCAUUAGAGUUGUUGGCUCAGAGUUUGUUCAGAAAUACUUGGGAGAGGGUCCGCGGAUGGUUCGUGAUGUUUUCCGUCUCGCGAAAGAAAAUGCUCCGGCCAUUAUUUUCGUCGACGAGGUAGAUGCAAUUGCUACUGCUAGGUUUGAUGCUCAAACCGGAGCUGACAGAGAGGUUCAACGAAUUCUCAUGGAGUUGCUGAAUCAGAUGGAUGGAUUUGAUCAAACCGUUAACGUGAAGGUUAUCAUGGCAACAAAUAGGGCCGACACAUUGGAUCCUGCCCUUCUUCGUCCUGGAAGAUUAGAUCGUAAGAUUGAGUUCCCAUUGCCAGACAGGCGCCAAAAAAGGCUCGUCUUUCAGGUUUGCACUGCUAAGAUGAACUUGAGCGAUGAGGUGGAUUUGGAGGACUAUGUCUCUCGCCCAGACAAAAUCAGUGCUGCUGAGAUUGCGGCUAUAUGCCAGGAGGCAGGUAUGCUUGCUGUUAGGAAGAACCGGUACGUAAUACUCCCCAAAGAUUUCGAGAAGGGUUACAGAUCUAACGUGAAGAAACCUGACACAGAUUUUGAAUUCUACAACAACAACAAACCCCACGCCCGUCCCCCCAUCUCCGACUUCGACGCCGAGUCCCAAUUCUCCUCCGCCGCCUCCUCUGGCGGCACCACUACCGCCAGCCGCCGCCGCCGCCACCUCUGCGGCUCGUGCUGCGCGUGCGCCUCGAUCGCAACAGCCGUCCUCCUCGCCGUGGCCCUCCUCGGCGGCGGCAUCUACUUCGCCUUCCUCCAGUCGAACCUCCCGGAGGUCCGGUUCCAGCGGCUGGACGUCAGCAACAUCACGACCGACGGGGAGACGCUGACGGCGGCGUCGUUCGACGCGCGCCUCAACGCCACCAACGGGAGCGGGCGGGUCGAGCUCCGGUACGUCGAGAUGACGGCGGAGGUCUUGUCGGAGGGGAUCGAGUUCCCGGGGGUGCGGCUUCCGGACAUUCGGCAGUCGCCGCACGGGACGUCGGAGAUCAGGGUGAGGGCGGCGGCGCGAAGGAUGGUCGUGGAGGAGGCGGCCGGGAAGGACCUCAAGGAGAAGGCGGCGAUGAGGGUGCUGGUGGUGAGCGUGGUGGUCAGGGGACGGAUAUCGUACCAUUUCGGAGGGAGGCAGAUCGACGGCCUGCCGUUCAAGCUGAUCAGAGCCGACAGACAACAAUGCUAAGAGUUGGGUUAGAAAAUAUGUUACAUGGCGAUAUAUAUUAAAUGUUAACACAAUAGCGUCGUGUUAAUUCAUGUUACUUCACAUCUUUUGGAUGAAUUUUAUUGGUAAAUUUAUUUGUCUAUUUAUUUAUUUUUCAUGUGGGUUUAAUUUCAGUUUUGUAUUUA